Loxodonta africana (African savanna elephant) is the source of this 502-nucleotide messenger RNA. Its product is annotated as serine protease inhibitor Kazal-type 9-like. The transcript has 4 exons. Bases 107 to 364 code for a protein of 85 amino acids. Gene Ontology annotation, molecular function: protein binding. The record is from RefSeq and is a predicted model, not a curated record. Lineage: Eukaryota; Metazoa; Chordata; Mammalia; Proboscidea; Elephantidae.
GGCAGAAACUCUUGACGGAUAUAAGGCAAGACCCAAGCAGGUUGAACAGAUACCAGAAGGUCGCUUUUCCUGCCUCCACCUGACUGUCCUCAGCCACUUCAGCCCCAUGAGAUCCAAAGCCUUUGUCCUGCUCUUGGCCCUGGCACUAGCGACCAUCUUCAAUGUAGAAUGUGCCCAAGGGGGGCAACAGGUUGAUUGCAGCCAUUAUAAAAAGUUACCAAAAGGAGAAGAGAGAGCUUGUUAUCAAGUAUAUGCCCCAAUUUGCGGCUCGGAUGGCCACACUUAUGGGAAUGAUUGCGUCUUCUGUGAUGAAGUUGUGAAAACUAAUGGGAAACUUAAAUUUGCACAUUUUGGAAGGUGUUGAAUCUAUUUGGAAAUUCUGAAAUAUCUUUAAUGAACCUAUCAGGACAGACACAUGCCACAUUUCUCCUUCCGUAUCUAUGCCACAUUGAGUAAUCUUGUCCUAUCAUGUCUUGAUUUGAUUGUCAAAUAAAUUAGACCU